This is a messenger RNA of Botrytis cinerea B05.10, 850 nucleotides long. It is a transcript of the gene Bcsmt3, whose product is annotated as Bcsmt3. Gene Ontology annotation, cellular component: septin ring; nucleus. Lineage: Eukaryota; Fungi; Ascomycota; Leotiomycetes; Helotiales; Sclerotiniaceae. The coding region runs from base 154 to 444 and encodes 96 amino acids. The record is from RefSeq and is a predicted model, not a curated record. Gene Ontology annotation, molecular function: protein tag activity; ubiquitin-like protein ligase binding. Gene Ontology annotation, biological process: protein sumoylation. The transcript has 3 exons.
GAUCUUCAACCCGACACGACUGAUAAUCUUUACGGACACUACUAAUAAAAGUAGGUCGAUUUCCUAAAUUCAAAUCUACUCCUGCAUUCAUCGAAUUCAGAAACACCCACCCCACGAAUUUCAUCUACCUAUUUUCCGAACUUCAAAAUCAUAAUGUCCGACAACGAGCGCAGUCCAGGUGGCGCGGAACCCAUAGAACCUGUUUCCGAGCACUUGAACAUCAAGGUUACCGACAACAAUAAUGAAGUCUUCUUCAAGAUCAAGCGUUCCACUCAGUUGAAGAAGUUGAUGGAUGCUUUCUGCGAAAGACAAGGCAAAGCACCAAACUCCGUUCGCUUCCUCUUCGACGGCAGCCGUGUUCAAGCUACAGAUAGUCCAGAUAAGUUGGAUAUGCAAGAUGGUGACACCCUUGAAGUCCAUCAAGAGCAAAUUGGUGGCCAAUAAGCCAUCCCUUUCUUUCUCAUCCAUUCCACUACACGACGAUACGAUACCAUAACAACUCGGCAUGCGCAUGAUGGGGAGGGGCGAAAUGGUUCCAGGACUUAGGAUAGCUCUGGUUGGAGAUGACUGAUAGCUCAGACUGGAAGAGAAGAAUGUGCAUCGUUGCGUUGGCAGUUAACAUUUAACAUCUUGCAAAGCGAAAACAAUCUUCUGAUCUGGGCUACUUUUUCCUUGUGUUUGGGGGACGACUCGUCAGUUUUACAUCGCGGUAUUGGCGUGUUCUAGGGAGGCGUCAACAGUGUUUCUUCAUACUUCAGGGCAUAUUUUCUGGCUGCAGCCACGAAAGACAGAAUUUAGAUGCUUGUUUUCCUUGGGUGGAAGAAAAUAAAGAUGUUCUCAAAUUGGGUCA